UGGAGGCUCUUAGCAUCCAAAACCAUCCAUAGUUUAUCUGAGGUAUGGGGUUGGUAAAGCUGCUGUGUGUGUGUUCCACCCUCAUGGUGUUGCUUGUGGAUUGCCGCAACCCUGACUACUUCCACAUUGGAGGAGUCCUCAGCAACAAUGAGAGCAAGUUACAGUUCGAGGAGACUAUUGCCCACCUGAACUUUGACAGCCAAGUAGUCCCAAAAGGAACGACCUUUUAUGCAACAGCCAUUCAGAUGGAUGCUAACCCCAUCAGAACUGCCCUUAAUGUCUGCAAAUACCUCAUUGCAAAUCGGGUGUAUGCUGUUGUUGUGUCACACCCUCUAACUGGAGAUUUGUCUCCUGCGGCUGUCUCUUACACCAGUGGCUUCUACCACAUCCCUGUCAUUGGUAUUUCGUCUCGGGAUUCCGCCUUUUCUGACAAGAACAUCCAUGUGUCGUUCCUCCGCACGGUGGCCCCGUACUCUCACCAGGCGGACGUGUGGAUGGAGCUGCUCAAACACUUUAACUACCUCAAAGUCAUCUUCAUUCACAGCUCGGACACAGACGGUCGAGCCCUCCUUGGCCGCUUCCAGACAACCAGUCAGAGUUUGGAUGAUGACGUGGAGGUCAAAGUACAGGUGGAGUCAGUCAUAGAGUUUGAGCCUGGCCUGGAGAGUUUCACAGAGCAACUUCUAGAGAUGAACAAUGCUCAAGCGAGAGUUUACUUGUUGUACGCCAGCAAGGAAGACGCUCAUGUGAUUUUCCGAGACGCAGGUCUACUCAAGAUGGCGGAUGCAGGCUACGUGUGGAUUGUGACGGAGCAAGCGCUAGACGCCACCAACGUCCCUGUGGGUGUGUUGGGUCUGAAACUCGUCCAUGCGCAGAACGAAAAGGCACACAUCCAGGACAGCAUAUAUGUUCUGGCUUCUGCGCUCCGAGACAUGAACCAAACAGAAAACAUCACAGAGGCACCAAAAGAUUGUGAUAAUUCUGGAUCAAUUUGGGAAACUGGAAAAGUACUGUUUGAAUAUAUAAAGAAACAAGUCCUCUUCCAUGGGGCAACAGGGAAGGUAGCUUUUGAUGACAACGGAGACAGAAUCAACGCUGAAUACGACAUUGUCAAUGUACAAGGCCCCGGCCAACAGGUCACCGUGGGACAAUACUUCUACAGCAAUGAAAUGAACCGAAUGCGUUUGAAGAUCAAUGAGUCCCGCAUCAUAUGGCCGGGCCGACCGAAAAGCAAACCCGAGGGAUUGGAGAUCCCCAAGCACAUCAAAGUGUUGACGAUUGAGGAGAAACCCUUUGUAUACACUAGAGAACUGGAGGAUUACGAGGGUGAAAAUUGUAAUCCUGAUGAAAUACCUUGUCCUCACUUCAACUCUUCAAGAGAGGAUAUGCGGAUGUUCUGCUGUAAAGGCUAUUGCAUGGAUCUUCUCCGCGAGCUGUCCAAGACAAUAGGAUUCACCUACAACCUCUCACUCUCUCCUGACGGACAAUUCGGAAGUUACAUCAACAAGAAUAAUACAGGAGGAAAGAAGGAGUGGACUGGACUGAUUGGUGAGCUGGUGGCCGAGAGAGCUGAUAUGAUUGUCGCUCCUUUGACCAUCAACCCUGAGCGAGCUGAGUUUAUAGAGUUCAGCAAACCUUUCAAGUACCAGGGCAUCACCAUUCUCGAGAAGAAGCCAUCACGAUCAUCCACCUUGGUGUCAUUUCUGCAGCCGUUCAGCAACACUCUUUGGAUCCUAGUUAUGGUCUCGGUGCAUGUUGUCGCUUUGGUACUCUACCUCCUCGAUCGCUUCUCACCCUUCGGCAGAUACAGGCUUGCCAACACGGACAGUACAGAGGAAGACGCUCUUAACCUUUCCAGUGCCAUCUGGUUUGCUUGGGGUGUCCUGUUGAACAGUGGAAUCGGGGAGGGCGUACCCCGCAGUUUCUCAGCUCGAGUGUUGGGUAUGGUCUGGGCAGGCUUUGCUAUGAUCAUCGUAGCCUCUUACACUGCCAACCUGGCUGCUUUCCUCGUGUUAGAGCGGCCGAAGACCAAACUUACAGGGAUCAACGACGCUCGGCUGAGAAACACAAUGGAAAACCUGACAUGCGCCACAGUGAAGGGGUCUGCAGUGGACAUGUACUUCAGGCGGCAGGUAGAGCUCAGCAAUAUGUACAGAACAAUGGAGGCCAACAACUACAACACAGCUGAGGAAGCAAUCCGUGAUGUCAAGACAGGGAAGCUGAUGGCCUUCAUCUGGGACAGUUCUCGACUAGACUUUGAAGCUGCUCAAGACUGUGAGUUAGUGACAGCUGGAGAACUGUUCGGAAGGUCUGGAUACGGCAUCGGCUUACAGAAGGGAUCACCAUGGGCGGAUGUUGUUACUCUAGAAAUACUCAAUUUCCAUGAAAGUGGCUUCAUGGAAAGUCUUGACAACAAGUGGAUUCUACAGGGAAACCUGCAGCAAUGUGAGCAGUACGAGAAAACGCCCAACACGUUGGGACUGAAGAACAUGGCAGGGGUGUUUAUACUGGUGGCGGCAGGGAUUGUAGGGGGCAUCGGUCUAAUCAUCAUUGAGAUGGUAUACAAGAAGCAUCAGAUUCGCAAGCAGAAACGCAUGGAACUAGCAAGACAUGCGGCAGACAAGUGGCGUGGAGCUAUUACGAAACGUAAAACACUCCGUGCCAGUAUUGCAGCCCAACGCAGACUCAAAGCUAAUGGUCUGAACGAGCCGAGCCUCUCAGUGGAAGCUUUGCCUCGCAGCGUGCUCGACCUACCAAGCCCAGUACGUGCCUGGCCCGGCUCAGGUGACAUGCGACAACGCACGGCUCCUGAAGCCCCACACAUCAUUGUGUAAACAAGCAAUACCUACUGCUACAGUAUUAGUUGUUACGUUGCUAGAGAUAAUUUUAAUAAAUAUUUAUU
Messenger RNA from Macrosteles quadrilineatus (aster leafhopper), 2902 nucleotides. RefSeq names its product glutamate [NMDA] receptor subunit 1 (gene Nmdar1). Gene Ontology annotation, biological process: chemical synaptic transmission; ionotropic glutamate receptor signaling pathway; regulation of membrane potential. The record is from RefSeq and is a predicted model, not a curated record. Bases 45 to 2834 code for a protein of 929 amino acids. The transcript is spliced from 18 exons. Lineage: Eukaryota; Metazoa; Arthropoda; Insecta; Hemiptera; Cicadellidae. Gene Ontology annotation, molecular function: NMDA glutamate receptor activity. Gene Ontology annotation, cellular component: synapse; plasma membrane; NMDA selective glutamate receptor complex.